AUGCAACAGAAUGAAGCCUUGUCUAUUUUGAAUGACUUUAACGAGAUUCUUCAGUCCGAAGUCUAUGUUGAUCUUGAAAGGCUGCGGAUAUUAGCCCGACAUGGUAUUCCUAAUAAACUUCGCGGGGAGGUCUGGAAGUUUCUUCUUGGUGUUGAACAAGCAGAUCGAUCUAAAGAACUGUCAAGCUCUAAAGCAAGAAGUGAAGAAUAUGAACAAAUGGAUAAAAUCAACCCAGAAAUAUCAAAGAAAAUAAGAGGCGAUGUCUCCAGAUAUCAAAAUCGAACACCAGAGUUGGCAGGAAAACAUUAUACGGAGAGAUUUGAAAACAUUCUUAUUGCCUAUAUGAAUGCAAACAGAGAUAUUGAAUAUCAUCCUUCUCUCACAACAUUAUGUGCCCCAUUUAUUUAUUCCCUAGAAAAAGAGUGUGAUGCCUACUUUUGCUUUGAAAGACUCAUGCAAGCCAUUGAGGAAGAAGUCGAUUUAAAUGAAUUUACAACAUCUUGGUUACAAUACUUAUUAUCAAAAGAAAUGAAAUUCGAAAACUUAAUUCGCUUAUGGGAUUCUUAUUUUGCUAUGCCGGAUCCUUUGGAGUUUCACCCGUUCGUUUGUCUUGCGAUACUACGAAAUGCCAGGGAAAAUUUGGAGGAUCUUGAACAAUCCGAAAUCCGAACGAUGCUACUUCGUUUACCUUUUAUGGAUAUGCGACCUAUCAUUGCUGAAGCCUACAACCUAAGACAUGAAACAAUGGAAAGACAAUUAUUUGAAGAGACUGAAAUGCAGUUUAGAUAA
Molecule: messenger RNA, 789 nt
Organism: Mucor mucedo
Lineage: Eukaryota; Fungi; Mucoromycota; Mucoromycetes; Mucorales; Mucoraceae
Product: rab-GTPase-TBC domain-containing protein
Exons: 7
Coding region: 1-789 (262 amino acids)
Biological process (GO): activation of GTPase activity
Molecular function (GO): GTPase activator activity
Source: RefSeq, a predicted model, not a curated record